Messenger RNA from Diversispora eburnea, 2022 nucleotides. Lineage: Eukaryota; Fungi; Glomeromycota; Glomeromycetes; Diversisporales; Diversisporaceae. The record is from the annotation of a GenBank genome assembly.
AUGUCGCUGCUGAAUGAUCCAGAAUAUCUUAUUCACCAACUACGAGUAGGUUAUCUUCGUCGUGUAGGAGAUCGUAUUGGAGAGCGCGUGAUAAGCUUUAGUCCAACUGUACUAUCAAAUGAUUAUAUUAAAACUGCAGCAUCUUCUUAUCCCGAGAUGCUACUUUGUCAUUCUCCAAACAUUAGCAUGUCAGGGAAUGAUUAUUUUAGUAGUAAAAGUAUAGUUAGUAGUGCUGCUUGUUCACCUUUAUUAGGAGGUACAAAACCAAAAACUUUUAUAAAUUCAAAUCGAAGUAGGGACGCAAAUUCAACACAAGAAUUAAGUAUUAACAAUACUGAAAAUGGGGAUAGUGACGAUGAUAUUGAAUUGGAUGAUGAUGAUAAUGGGAAACAACCACAACCUCUUUUUGCUAAAUUAAAUUUACCAAAACAAAAUGUACCUCCUCCACCAGUAUUUGUAACUUCACCUUCGAAACCACCUACAAGUCGAGGAAAUCCCGUAGCAAAUUCUUAUUCACCUAGAGUGGAUUUAAAAACUUCACCUGAUAGUAUACUUGGACUUUCUUCAACUGAACAAACUCCACAAUUAUCACCUACAACUUCGGCAGAAAGUGAUAAUAGAGUUUUAACAGAAAGAAGAGGUUCAAUAGUAUCUUUAUUAACGACGACGACAACGGACGAAGUAGAUAAUAAUAAUAUUAUACCUUCAAAUAGUCCACCUUCUAAACCCACAUUACCCCCAGAAGAAGAAAAAAAACUUAUGCCCGAUUCAUCAAAAAUAAUUUUAAAAUCUAAAAAACCAUUUUCUGCAUUAACUGCAUUGAUUGCAGAAAAAAAGAAUAAAUUGGACAAUCCAUUUGCGGAAGAAUAUAGUUUCUUUGCUGGAAAAGGAGAUCUUAAUCCAAUAACACGAAAAAUUUAUCUUCCAUUUAGUGCUGAACCCACAAAACCUAUGAGUGUGAUUGUAAAAAGAGAUGCUAGUGUGGAAGAAAUUAUUGGUUAUACCUUAUAUCAAUAUUGGGAUGAGAAAAGAGAACCUAUACUUGAUCAAACAUUAUGUGAUGUGGUUCGAUGGAAUAUGAGAAUUGUUGAAGAUGAUGGUGUUAUUGAUGAAGAUUUUCCUGUUAAACAAAACGAAGCUGUUUCCUCCAAGACGAGACCUCCACCUAAGGAAACUUUGGCUGCACCUCCAUCAAUAAAUACUAAUGGGACAACCAUUAAUUCAAUAUCUGCUUCUAGUAAUACAGUUAAUGGUGGCAAUAGUACUUCCGGAGUAGUAUCUACUAUUGAUCUUACUAAUCAAAUAUUUUUACGAAUUCGACUUACUCUUACUCCUUAUGAAGAGGUCGCACAUACCACAACAAUAAAUGUUUCAGGAGAAAUGCCUUUUCGGGAGGUUUUGGGAAUAAUUUGUCGUAAACGCAAAUUGGAAAGUAAUAAGUAUACUCUUAAAAUUGCUGAUACUGAUAAAUAUAUAGAUUUGGAAAAAACUGUAGAAAGUGAAGGAAAUGCAAAUGAGUUGGCUUUAGUGGAGAAACCCAUUAAUGGUACUACAAGUGCUGAUGUACCACCACAAAGUCCAACAACCAAUAAAGAACGUUCUUUAAAACGAAGAACGACCAAUGAACCUCCUCAACCACAAUAUGUAUCCUCCAAUGAGUACAUGUCAGUUUAUAAGAAAUAUAUUGUUAAUCGUAAAAUACCAAUGUUUGUUGGACGUCACGAACGUGUUUUAGCAAUUGAUGGAGAUUAUAUACAUAUAAUGCCAUCAGAAACAAGAACUAUGUUUGAAUCUAUGAAAACGUCAUCUUAUCAUAUUGGUUUAGUAAUUUCAUGUAAAGUAAAUAAAAAAGUUCCAACUAAUUUUAAAUUAGUUAUAUAUCGAGAUUCUGGAACAAAGACAUAUGACUUUGAGGCCGAGUCGAAAUCAUUAGCUUCUGAAAUUAGUCAAAAGGUUCGGUUUCUUCAAAAUCUCAAUAAUGGUGAACAAUCAAAAAACCGGACAUUUACCAAACCCUAUUAA